This is a messenger RNA of Alternaria viburni, 327 nucleotides long. RefSeq lists its product as uncharacterized. NCBI's taxonomy places the organism in Eukaryota, Fungi, Ascomycota, Dothideomycetes, Pleosporales, Pleosporaceae. Bases 1 to 327 code for a protein of 108 amino acids. The record is from RefSeq and is a predicted model, not a curated record. The transcript has 2 exons.
AUGGCAGCGCUGAGCUUUCAGCCCUUUGUCCUCCGUUUGUUCAACGCGCCACUAGGUGUUGACUUCCUACGCAACUUGAGUGCCAAGAUCUCACCUUUCUUCAACUAUGAGCACGAUCGAUUAUUUGCGUAUAUCAGUGAUUAUAAGAGGAGAAAUUUACGGCGAAAGAUGAGAGAAAAGAGGCUGGAGGACAAAAGGCAUGAGAAGCAGCAACAACGCGCCGAAGAAAGGGAAAAACAGCAGAAAAACAAUUCAUGGAAAGAAAGGAACCGCGAAGCACAAAUGAAACUCAAAGCCAAGAUCUUGCAGAAGAAGAAAAGUACCUAG